GUAAAAACAGAAAAACAUUGUUCUUGAAAUGACGGUGAUUCGAGCACCGUCCGAUGACGACAACGAAAAAGAGGCCGUUCAAACUGAUGCCGACAGUGGUGUGGCGAAAGCCGUCGGCAAAAGUAUCAAGUACAUCCGCAGCGUCCUCGGCCUCAAGAAGACUCGGCGGCGAAGAAGAAAAAGCCUCAGGCCGCCCUCGGGGUUCAAGGCGUCCAGGAACCCCUUCUUCAACUUCCUGCGCCACCUGCAAGCCGAGCUCGACGGCAUGUCGGCGGCCGAGGUGGCGCGCGAGGGCGGCCGGCGCUGGAGACUCAUGUCGGACCGCGAGAAGGAGCCGUACAGGCGGCUGGCCCGCCGCGCCCCCAGGUCCAAGGGUGGCGACGUCAUGACGGUCAGCAGCAGGGUCGCCUCCAGGAGGGGCGGGGGCUCCAGGGCGGCGCGGGGCAGGAGCCGCAGCAGGAGCAGGGGCGCGAGGGCGGGCAGGAGCCACAGCAGCAGGGGCGGGCGGAGGAGUGCGAGCCGCAGGAGAAGCAGGAGAGGCUAG
Frankliniella occidentalis (western flower thrips) is the source of this 544-nucleotide messenger RNA. RefSeq names its product protamine-like. The transcript has 3 exons. Lineage: Eukaryota; Metazoa; Arthropoda; Insecta; Thysanoptera; Thripidae. Bases 29 to 544 code for a protein of 171 amino acids. The record is from RefSeq and is a predicted model, not a curated record.